AACAUGGUCAUAAUAAUAAUUAUCACUUGUAAAGUGUGCAACAAGAGUAAACAGUUGCCCAAUUUAUUGCGCGCGCACACAGAAUGAAUUGACAUGACAGACUACGAAAAUUUCGAGCAAUUUAUCCUGAGAGAAAUUCGCAUCACCGAAAAUGAGUUGGGACGAGGUUCCUACGCUGUUGUUAUGGAGCUCGAGUAUCAAGGCCUGAAAUGUGCUGGCAAGAAGCUUUACCGAGUUCUCUACGAGACUGGAAUUGGGCAUGCAGCACGAAGGUAUCUGGAGGAAUGUCACCUGCUCAGUCAAACUAGGCACCCCAACAUUGUCCAGUUUCUAGGAAUCUGUUUUGAGGAAGGCUCUCAGUUCCCCAUCCUAGUCAUGGAGUUCCUCCCCACCAACUUGACCAGCUGUCUCGACCGCUACGGUAUUUUCCCCAAUGAGAUCAACUUCUCUAUCCUCCAUGAUGUCUCACUGGGCCUGGCCUACCUCCAUGGCCAAACACCAGUCAUUGUGCACAGAGAUCUCUCAGCCAACAACGUUCUCUUGUCAACCAACAUGACAGCCAAGAUAUCCGAUCUGGGGGUUGCUCGAAUCUUGAACCUUACCCCCCUUCAAGUGAGUCGAAUGACACAGACCCCUGGCACUCCAGCAUACAUGCCUCCCGAAGUGAUGGUUGCCGACCCCCACUACUGCACCAGUGUGGAUGUGUUUUCUUUUGGGGUCAUGAUGAUUCACACCUUCACAGCAGAGUGGCCACUACCAAAGGUUGGCCAGACACGAGUUGAUCCUGUUAAUCCCAAUGGGCUGAUAUCAGUGACAGAAGCCGAACGACGUGAAGUGUUUCUCCGAAGGAUUCCCCCAGAUCACCCUUUGAUGGACCUCAUCAUGCGCUGUCUCAGCAACAACCCCCAGCUAAGGCCUUCAUCAGCGGAGAUAAUCGGUCGGGUGAGGGGGGUGGUGCUUGAUCAGCCUCCCACUAUUGAGAAUAGAGUAGAGAUGCUUCAUCGAGUGAGUACACUGCUGACAGAGAAGAGAGCUUUGGAGGUGGAGAUUGAGAAGAAAGCCCUCACCAUUCGGGACAGAGAGGGAGAAAUAAUUCAACUCAUGGUAGAAAGGACAGAACAGCAACAAGCGACAGAAAAUGCUAUGCAAUGCAUCGAACUUGCACACUCAGUUCAUACAAGUGGACUCCAGCUACAAAUUGACCAGUUGAAUGAAGAACAAGAGACAGCUCAAAUUGCCGUACACACUAAAGACACGAUAGUUGCCGAGCUAGAAGUAAAGUGCACUGAACUAGGCGAGGAAGUUGAUCAACAAAUUACAAGUUGUAACUUGGCACACAAAAAACUUGAUAUUAAAGAUGUGGAAUAUGCAAAACUGGAAAUUGAGAAUGCAACGCUAGCUUCACAAGUGACUACACUCACUUUACAAGUGGAACAAGAAAGACUUCGAACACAGACAAAAGAGGUAGCGCUCUCAGUCAAAGAUUCCGUGAUUUCAUCGAUGGCGUCAACCAUAGCUAUGAAAGACAGCUGUAUUCGGGGGAAGGAAGACGCCAUUGAACGCCUAAACACUCAACUGAGAGGUACUAGAGAAUUCUUAACAAAGAAACAACAGACAUUGCAGGCGAGUAUAUCUCAUAGUGUGUGCUCGGAAGCUCUGAUGGAUAUGGCUAUUGGGCAAGCUGUAGCCAUUAAUGGCAAGGUUUAUUACGGUGGAGGAUUUUGUGAGAAUACCGAUCACGAAUACUUUGUUCAAUGUUACGAGCCAUCAAGAGAUAUAUGGUCAGUUCUUCCUAACCCAGCUAUCCAUAGAUUUGGUAUGGGAGAGAUUGCAGGAAAAUUGGUUUUAGUAGGAGGUACGUAUCAAGACUUAUCACUAUCAGCUACACUUAAUGCCUUUGAUGAGCAUUCACGCAUGUGGACGAAGACGAUUCCACCGAUGAUCACAGCAAGAAGUUCACCAGCAGUAGUCAGUCUUCCAAUGCACCUAGUUGUAGCAGGAGGAGAAUCACAAUCACACUGGGCCACUCCAUUUGUUGAAAUCUAUAACUUUGCCGCUAACCAAUGGAACAAAACCGACGAAUUACCGUAUGCUUGUAGGGGUAUGAGAGGAACUAUAAUCAAUAACACUGUGUACCUUAUGGGUGGAGAUGAUUGUCUGCGUCGUUCGAACAGAAUAGUGAAAGCUAAAAUUGAAGAUCUAAUCUCCAACUCGAAACCAUCGAAAGCAAUACAGAACAGCGAUGAUACCUCACCCUCACCGUAUGCAUGGACUAAACUACAGAACACACCCAGCUAUCGCCCAUCAGCUGUAACUAUAUCUGGCAUGGUCCUAGCUGUUGGUGGUGCAGACUCUGAAAACCUGCUUGAAAUCUCACCCACACAAAGCAUUUUUGCCUACUCGACAUCGAUGAAUUCGUGGGUCCACGUUGGUGAUUUGCCAGCCCCAGUAGUAUUAUCAGCAUUCGUACCUGUCUCACAAACCGAAUUUCUUAUGAUUGGAGGCAGAGACACAGAUUGGUACUUGCAAUCAAGCACCUACAAAGUCACCUUCAAGAUACUUUAGGCAUCCAAUAGCUACGUUGCAAUGUGUAUUACGUUUAGUUAUUAUUUUGUAUAAAAGCAGUGCAAAUAUUAAAUAAUUGAGAUUGAAGUAAUGCGACGGUAAAAUUAAAACUUGAAGAUUAACCUAUAACGACAGGAGUGCAUUCACUCCUGAUAACGAGCAAUGAAGUGUCCUAAAGAUAAUAGUGAACAUGUCUGCAAUAGAUCCUAACUACAUGUA
This is a messenger RNA of Halichondria panicea, 2784 nucleotides long. Its product is annotated as serine/threonine-protein kinase TAO3-like. Gene Ontology annotation, biological process: protein phosphorylation. Gene Ontology annotation, molecular function: ATP binding; protein serine/threonine kinase activity; protein binding. Bases 94 to 2565 code for a protein of 823 amino acids. NCBI's taxonomy places the organism in Eukaryota, Metazoa, Porifera, Demospongiae, Suberitida, Halichondriidae. The transcript is spliced from 2 exons. The record is from RefSeq and is a predicted model, not a curated record.